AUGAGGGGAAGGAAAACAAUAGUUACCUUGAAGAACAGAGCGCAGAGAAACGGCGGCGGCGGCCGGAGAACGAGAAGAAAGUCCGGACUGGAACUGCGGAAGAGCGAAAGCUUCUUUGGGUAUAAGUCUUAUUGCAUGCCGAAUCCAAUACCAAUGACGGGAAAGAGAAAGCUCCGCAGGUCUGGUUCCUCAUGGCAACAUCCCGGUGUGAUGAAGUCUAAGGGAGAGAGCAGUAGAAUGCCUUCCUAUAACACAGAUGAUCGAAUCAGUACGCUGCCUGAUGAUAUACUCCACCUUAUCUUGUCUUUCAUGUCGAUCAAGGAAGCAACUGUUACCAGAUUGUUUUCUAGACGAUGGAGGUAUUUAUGGACGUGGGCAUCCUUUCCUCGACUCAGCUUUGAUACCUCGAUCCUCCCAAGCGAGCUAAACGUUAGAAUGAUUUCCAACCUUAAAACAGAAGACUUUAGAUUGCUUGCCAAGCAGAACUCGGAAUAUAUCAAACGUGUUAACAAAGUACUUAGGUUGUACCAAGGCAACCAUGUUGAGGAGUUCAGACUUCGUCAGGCCCUGAAUCAGAAGCACACGUAUUUUGUAGAUUGGUGUGUCAAGUUUGCCCUCUCUAGGGAAGUUCAGAAGCUGGAAUUGGACUUCGAUGUACCUCAUAGAAAUGAUGAACAUAGGAUGUAUGCUUUCCGGGUAGGAGCUUUGGACCAGGUUACUCAUGACUCACACUCAUCAAAGAGAAAGAGAGUAAGACAUUAUUUAUGCAGUGGUCGACCAUCGCUUUGCUGGUCACUUCCUGGGUUUAAGCGUCUCACAUCUCUUUCUUUUAAAAGUGUCAAAAUGGGUGGGGAUGUUUUGGAGGGUCUUCUAUCAAACUGUCCUCUCCUUGAGACGCUAACGCUAUGCAGUAUAUAUGACUUAAGCUAUAUUAGAAUUUUUGGCCCUUCGUUGAGGUUAAAGCACUUGGAGAUUGUAUGGUGUAUUGAAUUGAAGGAAGUUGACAUUUAUGAUGUAUCAAUUGUGUCUCUCAAGCUGGCCAUUUCUUCGCUGGUUGUAUUUAGGAUGAGUAAAGUUACACGCUUGGUUGAGCUAUCUAUACCAGAAGAUUUGGAGAAGGCCAAUAAGUUAGGUUUCUUCUCCUCUUGCCAUUCCCAGCUAGAGUGUCUGAAGCUGCUUCCUUGUAGUUUUUUUUAUAAGAAACAUCAGCCUGUAUGCUCACUUUCCAAAUUAACUAAGCUUAGAGAACUGGAAAUAGUGUGGUUGUGGUGGAAAAAUAAUCUUCUUUAUUUCGUGCCUGUGAUUGAAGCAUUGCCACAUUUGCAGAAAAUUGUGAUACGAACAUAUGGUGGAUGUCCCCUACAAGGUCAAGAUGGAAGAAUGGAGUUGAAGAAGGCCGAGAGAGGUGUUAGCCUGCAGCACCUGAAGCUGCUGGUAUUUGUAGGAUACGGUGGCGGGGAAGUUGAGCAUGAGUUUAUCUUGCAUGUAAUAGAAAAUGGCCCGGCACUUGACACCAUCAUCAUCAACCCAAAUUGCACAACUCACUAUGGACUUGCCCAUGCGGAGGAACAUCAUGCAGGGUGCAAGGAGGCUGAAAAUGUUAGGCAACAUGCUCAGCACUGGCUGGAAGGAAUGAUACCUCCUACAGUUAAGUUGGUCAUCAAAUGAUAAUUAAUAGUGAGUGGCUCAGUGCUAUUUUAUCUCCAGCAUUUUUAUUAUCUCCGAGCUGCUACAUGUGUUUUGUAAUCAGCCAGUGCGAACAGCGAUAGAGAACAGAGCCUAGGAACCAACCAUUUGAAUUGAACAAGUGGAUCUCGACGAUAAACAAUAGAGAAAUUCUUGAGUGCCUUUUUGCUUGUUAUGUUUGAUUAUGUUCGAUCGUUUUUGUCAUUAGAUAAUAGUUGUGUUGCCAGAUUGUCGUUUCACGGCCUUGGACGAUGAUGGUCAAUUCACAGUAGGGACUUGUGGAGGUGUCAAUCGAUUUACGGGCUAGUCGGUUUAGGGUUUAUGAGGUUACAAAGUUAGUCAGAUUCGAGUUAAUCGAAGUUGCGCGUUAGUCAUGUUGCGGGUUUAUCGGGUUACGGCUUAGUCAAGUUGCUGG
Messenger RNA from Linum tenue, 2101 nucleotides. The record is from the annotation of a GenBank genome assembly. NCBI's taxonomy places the organism in Eukaryota, Viridiplantae, Streptophyta, Magnoliopsida, Malpighiales, Linaceae.